Molecule: messenger RNA, 1126 nt
Organism: Exophiala viscosa
Lineage: Eukaryota; Fungi; Ascomycota; Eurotiomycetes; Chaetothyriales; Herpotrichiellaceae
Product: purine nucleoside permease
Exons: 3
Biological process (GO): transmembrane transport
Cellular component (GO): endoplasmic reticulum
Source: RefSeq, a predicted model, not a curated record
CAGUUCGCCCCUGAAGCCAAUGUCUGGUACGACACUACGCUCAACCUCCUCGCGAACAACAUCACUGUCACCGGACUGUCCCCUGUCUGGCCUGACGUCCACUGCUCUGUGGAAGGAGAUGUUUGCCAAGUUACCUCAGGACUGGGUAUUGCCAACGCAGCUUCCUCAAUGCAAGCUCUUUGGAUGUCACCGCUUUUCGACUUACGAGGAACUUAUAUCCUCAUUGCUGGAAUCGCUGGAAUCAAUCCCUACGAAGCGACUACCGGCUCGGUCACGUUUGCGGACUACGUCGUAAACCUCGAUCUUCAGUACAGCUUUUCUCAAGACGAGUUGCCUACCAAUGAUUCCUCCAUUUUCUUUCCUCUUGGCUCGGAGCAACCUGACUCCAGCAACCCAGACGACUACCCCAGCGAUUGGUUCGGGUGGGAGGCCUUCGAGUUGAAUAAAAAGCUAGUUUCAUCCAUUGUGAACAUCGUCUCGAACGUUCCUUUGAACGAUUCUGCAGAAGCAGUGGCAUAUCGCGCAAAGUACGACUUUGCACCCGCCAAUGAAGCUCCGGGGGUUUUUGUAUGUGCCAGUGGUGCAUCAAAUCUCUACUGGACUGGUGCGAAUACUGGGUUCGCUUUCUCGAACUAUACCAGACUCAUAACGAAUGGUUCAGCUACUUACUGUGCCACCAACACUGAGGAUAGUGGACUGCACGAAGGCCUCAUCCGCGGUGCUAUAGCAGGACGACUGGACUAUAGUCGCGUCAUCAACAUGCGAACAGCCAGUGAUUUUGACCGAGCUCCAAACAAUGUCAGCGCAACCCACCACCUCUUUGAUGCUCCCCAAGGGGGCUAUGAACCGAGCCUGAUUAAUAUACGUCUCGCUGGCAUGGCCAUUGUGGACGCUAUCCUGGAGGAUUGGACAACGACUUACCAGGCUGGAAUAGAACCGGACAAUUAUAUUGGAGACGGUUUUGGAUCCUUGACAGGCCAGGAGGCGAAGAGAGACAUUGGACCUCUUGUUCCGUCCCAUGACUCGUAGUCCCCUAGGGGCUUAGACUGGGAAAGGGUCGUCUACUUGUCUUCAGUUGCUCAACGCAACUCACUCUUGUGUCCUCUUCAGAGACGGCCACCCAAAG